Molecule: messenger RNA, 576 nt
Organism: Lycium ferocissimum
Lineage: Eukaryota; Viridiplantae; Streptophyta; Magnoliopsida; Solanales; Solanaceae
Exons: 3
Coding region: 1-576 (191 amino acids)
Source: RefSeq, a predicted model, not a curated record
AUGCCAGUGUACCUAUUAUCAGGAAUGAACCCUUCAAAAGGUGUGAUCAGAAAAAUGCAUAGUAUAUUCUCAAGGUUUUUCUGGCCAAACACUGGUGACAAGAAAGAUGUACAUUGGGUUAAAUGGGAGACACUGUCAUUGCCUAAGGAUGAAGGAGGAUUGGGGUUCAGAUCAUUAUUUGAACUUUCAAAUGCCCUUUUUUGUAAACUAUGGUGGAAUCUCAUAACAAAGCCUUCAUUGUGGAGUUCUUUCAUGAUAAACAAAUACUGUAAAAAGCUUCAUCCUAUGAUUGCACAAGCUAAAAGGGCAUCUCCUAUCUGGAGAAAAUUGACCUUCCCAUCCAACUUGCCUUCUAUGAUUCAGUACUCAAAAGAGAUCAGGCCUACAAUGAGGUAUCAGUUCAUCUAUUGGGAUCCACCCCCUGAUGAAGGAAAGGAUAUUCAUGAGACAACUAACAUAGAAGCUGAAGCUGUGGCGAUCAAAGAAGCUAUCUAUCGCUGUGUGGCAAAUAACAUUCAAUAUGUACUGAUUGUGAUAGACUCCAUGGUGAUGAAGAAUAUCAUAGAAAAUACCUAG